AUGAAUGAUGAAAGGAGCCAGAAGUUAUUGGAGCUAAACAACAAAGCAUGGGAUGGUGAGUUAAAUUUACCACAAGCAGGAAAGAAACUUGACUCAAGUAUAAAGAGAAAUACUGGGUUCAUCCGGAAACUGAAAUUGGGUAUUUCCAAAGAUUCCAAAACAUCACUCUUGAAAGAUAUAGAAGAAGUAUCGCUUGAGAAAUACUUAUCCGAACUAGUGGUUGUGGCAAAUGAGGGUCUUGGUAAAUUUUCUGGAAAAAGCGAUGAUAUCGAGGCGUGCGUAGAGGUCAUGAGUUCUCUACAUCAGCGUUUUGGAUAUAGCUUUACACCCCCAUUGAUGGAACUCUUCCUACACAACUUUACAACACUGUCAAUUGAAUGUGACUCAGAGAAAGAAGAGCAGUUAAAAAUAUCCAGACUGCGAGCCCAUAUGAGGCUUUUCACGGAACUUUAUCUUGUGGGGCUUUUCAAUAGUUUGGAUCGAUUAUCAAAGGAUAACUUGCCGCCAUUCAUAGCAAAGAAAUUGGGGAGAAAAGAGCCAAUUUUAUUUACUAUUCUCAAGGAGGUCUUGAACUAUCGCUUUAAAACUGGCUUGACUACUACUGUGGCUACUACGUUUGUUGUCAAAUAUAGUCAGUUUUUUAGCAGCGAGCCGCAGCAUGAGCCGAGUUUAGUUGACCAGGACACCAGCAAAGUCUUGGUGUCACUUUUCAAAGCAUUCACAGAAGCAGCUAUUUCUCAAAUAAUGGAGAUUAACAAAUCUUUGAAUAAGCUUUUGAAAGAACAUCAGAAGGCUCAAAUAAGAACGGGAAAAAGUACAGAUGAAUAUAUCGAGGAGUACAACGCUUUGUUGCCCAUUUUUGAGAGGUUCGAAACGGCAGUAGCUAUUUUGAGUAACGCUCUACACUUAGAGGCACCAAAACUAGAAAGGCACACAGAGGAGUCGUCUUCCAGUACUACUUCAAUGAUCACUAAUCAACAAAAGACAAGCUCGGAAAGGGUUUGGGAAAAUGAAGAGACACGAAAAUUUUAUGAAGUGCUUCCGGACUUAGCAGAAGUGGUGAAAGAAGUUGAGGAGAAGGAGCCAGCCGAUCCUGAAAAACUCAACGAUUUUUUUGUCAAUUUGGAAUUGGCUGAUACAAAGGAAGCCAUUGAUGAUCUCUCAUUUAGACUGUGGACAGAUUGCCUAAAUAAAAAGGCCACAAAAAGAAGACUUUUAAAAGUUUUCAUGGAAACUACAGAUUGGAGUAAGCUAAGGAUUUACGCUCGAUUCGUUGCGAGUAAUGCAGAAAGUUUAAGCGAUGUGAAAGAUGAACUAAUCCAACAUUUGGAUAACGGAUUCAGAAAUCAAUUGCGUUCGAAUAAAAUCAAUGUUAGAAACGUCAUUUUUUUCAGCGAGAUGGUGAAAUUCAUGCUUGUUCCUUCGUAUCUUAUUUUUCACAAAAUAAGAACUUUGAUAAUGAAUAUUCAGAUUCCCAACAACAUUGAGAUUUUAACGAUUCUGUUUGAAAACUUUGGUAAAUUUCUCAUCAACAAUCCGAGCCAUAAGGAACAAAUGGAAAAGAUGGUAGACCUUGUACAGCAAAAAAAGAAGGAACACGAUCUCACCGUUAGCAAUAAGUGUGCACUUGAAAACCUUAUUAUUCUAAUUUACCCGCCGUCACUGAGUAAGUUGAAUGCUGAGUCGACUGAAUUAACUCCAGAGCAAAAGUUCUAUCGUAUACUCAUACGAAAGGAGCUUCAUACUUUACAGCCUGAGAAAAUCGUGAAACUUUUGCGGCGGGCGCACUGGAAAGAUGCCAAUUUGCACAAGACAAUGGUUUCCUUAUUCUCUAAGCCAGAGAAGGUGAGUUACCAAAACAUUGAUCUUCUAGCUAAAGUAUUGGAUGGCCUCUUUCCGUAUUACCGCAAUUUUGUGAUUUUAAUCGUUGAUACCAUUGUGGAAAAAGUAGAGCGCGGGUCAGAGGUCAACGAGUUCAAUUUGAAUAUGAUAAGAAUUGCUCAAGUGAAAUUUUUGGCGGCUCUAUGCAACAACAACCUAGUCAAAUUUGAGGUUGUUUUAGAAGUACUCUACAAAAUUAUCAGGUUUGGCUAUCCUGGGGGUAAACCAACUCCAUUUAUGAUAAACGAAUUUGAUAUGCCGGACAGUUAUUUCCGCAUUCAUUUAGUGACAACCACUUUAUUAACCAUUCGUGACAUCCCCCCAAGCAAAAAGAAGCAAAUCUCAACCUUUAUGAGAUUCUUUGAAUAUUACGUUCUAACGAAAGAACAACCUUUGCCGAAAGAGACUCAGUUCAAAGUUACCGAAUGCUUCAACGCACUCACCGCAGGAUUGGAAUUCGAAAGGUGUUACGAUUUGAUAGCAUGUGCCAACGAAUUGUCUAGUUGCCUCAAAAUUCCCAUGGCUGGAGGGACGGUGGAGGGCGGCGCUGAAAUCGAGAAUGAUAUGGACGACGAUGAUGAGGAAGAAGAAGACGAUGACGAAGAGGACGAAGCCGAGGAUGAGGACGACAAGGACAAUGAAAGGGAAAGCGUAAAUGAUUUAGAUAGCGAUGACGGAACCGAAGCGAAUUUGUCUACGGGGUCCUAUUAUCAAGAUAGCAGUGAUUCUGGGGAUGAUGAAGAUUCACUGGAAGAUGACGAUGUAGGCGGGGACGACGACGAAAAUGAGGAUUCAGAUGAAGAUGAGUUAGAACAAAGAAGAGCUCAAGAAGCUCAUAUGUCAAAGCUGAGAUCAGAAGAAGAGCUGAAAGCGGAGGAAGAAAUGGAGAAGCAGUUUCAGUUACUUGUGCAAGAGUCUUUGGAGAGCCGAAAAAAUGAAAAAGCUUUUUCUAACAACAUGCCUAUGAUUUCAUCUGGUAUCAAUUUGGAUUCAGAAAGAGAAAGCAGAUCCAUGCCCCAAGCUCAAGAUACACCAUCAAAGAAGGUUGCUUUCACAUUUUUAAGCAAGUCUGGCAAGAAAAGUCAGACGCGUACUCUGGGUCUGCCGAGAAAUGUGAAAUUCGUGUCGGGUAUUUUACAAGAGGAACAGAAGUUAAAGGCAGAGCGUGAAAAGAUUAAAAAUAUCGUUAUGAGCCAAAGCUUCGAGUAA
Molecule: messenger RNA, 3090 nt
Organism: Lachancea dasiensis
Lineage: Eukaryota; Fungi; Ascomycota; Saccharomycetes; Saccharomycetales; Saccharomycetaceae
Source: the annotation of a GenBank genome assembly